AUGGGAAAUAAUAAAAACAGACGUAAGAACUCCAAUUCUGGUGGUGGUGCUAAUGAUUCUAGUCCCAGACAUAACAAUAAGAAAGGAGGAGAAAGAGAUAAGGGAAGAAAUCACAAGAGCGAAAAUGAAGGAACUCACAAUAAAGGUAGAGUCCCCCAAGAAUUCUUGGAAUGUCGUAUCUGCGAGGGCAAAUACCAUUGGGAAUCCGAUUGUCGCAAGAAUCCCGCGGGAGAGGGGAAGAGAGGAAGGGAUUCGCCAGAGUGUAGAGAGUGUGGGGGAAAUCAUUGGGAAGAUCAGUGUCGAACUUGGAAAUCGAAAAAUGGUGGGAGUGGGAAUGGGAAUGGGAAGAAUGAUAAAGGGAAUGGAAAUGGACAAGGAGACUCAAGUUCCAGCUCCGAUUCCGAUUCGGGAGAAUGUCUCGCGCCAACCGGUGAAGAUAUCACCCCCUUCUUCCCCAAUGGUAAAUAUCCCAACCGGCCUUGCAGAAAAUGUAAAGAGUCGGGUCAUUGGAAUAAUGCCUGUGAGAAAGAGGGGUUUCAUCCCAUCACGAACCCAAACCCGGGUGCGCCGCGCGCACGAAAAGUCGCUUUCCCAGAUGGUCAGAGUAGUGGACAAAUCGACUCGGCAUAUGUUCAAUAUCGUGCUCCGCAAGAAACACAAGGCAGGAUGUGUAGUAGCACCGCAAGCCCCGUUUUGAGGACGGAUAUGGAGUUUGAGUAUGAGUAUGAGGAUGAGUAUGCCGAUCCUCGGUAUUCUAAUUAUCAGACUCCGAAUCCAAAUCCAAAUCAAAACCAGAACCCAAACUCCAUCCGCGAAACCGAUACCCCCGACUACCUUCCCCACUCUUCUCACCCCCAACCCUAUCUCACCCACCCUGCAACCCCCAACCCCGACCACCCCGACCACCCCGAUUCCAGCAUCUACCAAGCGCGCUACCGCUCAUCCACCUGCACACUCUGCCACGGCAGCGCGCACAAAUCCGGGGACUGCGUUACCUAUCGAUGGCUCCUGCCUCGCACGCACAGCGAAUGGCGCGCCCAUUCGAAUCUGCAUCAUCCAUCCAACACGAUGUAUCCGCGACCCCACGGCUACUGGAAAGGGGAUCCGAUGAAAAUCCCGAGUGCGAAUACGUAUAUCUGGCCGCAUCCGGAGAAUGUGUUGCAAGGAAGGUAUUGGGGGGAGAAUGGGUGGGAGGAGGGGGGGAGAGGGAGAGAGGUGUGGAUUGGUGAGGAUGAUGGGGAGGGGUGGGGGAGGUGGGGCAUGGCGCCGGGUGGGAUGGGAGGGGAGGAGAGUGGCGGAAUGUGUAGGUUUGAUGCGCAGGGGGAUGUGGGGAUGGUGGAUAUUUUGGAUUGGGAGGUUAGGAGGGGGAGGGUUAGGAGGGGGAGGGAGGAGAGGGAGAGGAGGGAGAGGGAGAGGAGGGGUUGGAAUGGUGGGUUUGGGGGUUGA
Molecule: messenger RNA, 1446 nt
Organism: Botrytis sinoallii
Lineage: Eukaryota; Fungi; Ascomycota; Leotiomycetes; Helotiales; Sclerotiniaceae
Exons: 2
Coding region: 1-1446 (481 amino acids)
Molecular function (GO): nucleic acid binding; zinc ion binding
Source: RefSeq, a predicted model, not a curated record